CACAGUCCACCGCCAGACACCAGACACAUCAGUCAAUAUGAAGCUGUUCAUAGUCGCUGCCAUCAUUGGAGUCUGCUCCGCAGCUCGUCUGGACAACGCCUACCUGCCUCCCAGAGGAGGACAGGGUGCAGGUUAUGGAGCUACUGGUUCAGGUGGUUCCGGUGGUUUCGGCCGCGGCUCCGGCGGUUUCGGCCAAGGCAGUGGCGGCUUCGGCCAGGGCAGCGGCGGCUUCGGCCAGGGAGGCAGCGGGGGCUUCGGCCAGGGAGGCAGUGGUGGCUUCGGCGGCCAGGGAGGAUAUAGCCAGGGAGGUGGCCAGGGAGGCAGCUUCGGUGGCUCUGGACGUUCGAAUUCUGCUGAUGCCAACGCCCAAAUCCUGAAGUUAAACAGCGAAGUCACCGCCGAAGGUUUCCAAUACGAGUACGAGACGUCCAACGGUAUCAAGGCUGAUGCUGCUGGUGUUGCCACCAACGGCGUCCAAUCUCAAGGCUCCUUCUCCUACAAGGGUGAUGACGGCCAGGACUACUCCAUCACGUACACCGCUGAUGAGAACGGCUUCCAGCCCCGUGGUGCCCACCUCCCCACCCCACCACCGAUCCCCGAAGCCAUCCUGAAGUCGCUGGAACAGAAUGCCCGCGAUGAAGCCGCUGGUAUCGUUGAUGAUGGCACAUACCGCGGUGAGGGUGCUGGCGCUGGCGCCGGCUCUGGUGCUGGCUACGGAUCCGGAAACGGCGGUCGUGGUGGAUACUCCGCACCUUCCAACCAGUACGGCGCUCCCGGCUUCGGAGGCCAGGGAUCAGGCUUCGGCGGCCAGGGAUCAGGCUUCGGCGGCCAGGGAUCGGGCUUCGGUGGCCAAGGAUCAGGCUUCGGAGCUAAAACUUCGAGCUUCGGAGGCCAGGGUAAUGGCGCCGCUUCUCGCCAAUACUUGGCGCCCAACGCGGGGCCAAGGGGCUCCGGAAACGGUAACUUCAACUCCCAAACUGGCUACCGUUACUAAGUGCAUCUCGUUUUAAUUAUGAAUGUGCGACGAGGAUGUAAAAUAUCUUUGAAUUAGCGCCUGUUGUUCCAACAAAUGCUGUUUUGUGAUGUAAAAUAUUGUAUAAUCUUGCUGUUAGCGCAGAAUAUUAGAAUUUUCUUUGGCGCACAAGGUUUGUUAGUAUCUAAGAAAUCUUUUGCGCACAGUCUCAAAAAAUCUUAGAUUGAAUCUAAUAUUUUGCGUGAGCUUCUUUAUUAUUUAAUACUCAUCUUUGAAUAUUUCUUCUUGCCUUUUCUAUAAUAAUGAUCUCAGUAACAUUUUACUGCUCUAUAAUAUUUCAUGUUUCUUAGUUGUAAGUAGAUCAGCUAUGUAAAUGGACAGUACUAGUUGUAAGAAGUUUUUAAUAAAAAGCAAAAAUAAUAGUUUAUAACGAUUGUAAAUAUGAAAUAUAACGAAUAAACUAUUUAAAGCAA
Messenger RNA from Aricia agestis (brown argus), 1446 nucleotides. RefSeq names its product pupal cuticle protein 36-like (gene CPR15). The transcript has 3 exons. Bases 38 to 994 code for a protein of 318 amino acids. Gene Ontology annotation, molecular function: structural constituent of chitin-based larval cuticle. The record is from RefSeq and is a predicted model, not a curated record. Gene Ontology annotation, cellular component: chitin-based extracellular matrix. NCBI's taxonomy places the organism in Eukaryota, Metazoa, Arthropoda, Insecta, Lepidoptera, Lycaenidae.